This is a messenger RNA of Cuscuta campestris, 1384 nucleotides long. The record is from the annotation of a GenBank genome assembly. Lineage: Eukaryota; Viridiplantae; Streptophyta; Magnoliopsida; Solanales; Convolvulaceae.
UUACUGAACAAAAUUAUAUUAGGUCCAGUAUCUAAAUAUGGCCACCUAAUUAAAUUUUAAUCGGAUAAAUUUUUGUCUCCAAAAUUUAUUGACUAAUCUACAAAAACAAUAACGGUAAAAACUACUAAACUAGUAACUUCGUAAGCCGGCUCUGAUACCACUGUUGGGAAACGAGGCUUGGAUAACGCAGCGGAAAACAAAAAUUUAUAGUCCAAAACUCGAUUCCACCCAAGAACAACUUACGUAAAUUACUAGUUAUAGAUUAGUACAUUCCCGAUUCGUUCGUUGAGGAGAAACGGGAAGAGUUCAUGCACCUGGAGAUGGGGACGAUGAGCUUACCCGAGUACCACCAGAUGUUUGACCACUUGGCGGAAUUUGGUCAAGACUUGGUGAACACCAACAAAAGGCGUUGUGACAUGUUCGUUAAGGGCAUGCACCUGAAGCUUCAUGAGUACAUGUCCACGGCGUCAAGAGAGGAUUUUGGCUUGAUCUGUCCUAGAAGGCCAAAUCAACGUCGACUCAAGCUAUGGCCUCGAACAGCAAGGGGAAGGCACCUAAGCAUCCCUUGUGUACGAGCUGCAAUCGUUAUCAUCCAUGCGAGUGUUGGUGGAGUAUGGGGUUGUGCUUGGGCCACAAACCCAGGGCACGCAUUCCCGACUGCCCAAGCGGCGAGCCAGGCUCAGGCCUUGCGUCCCGCACCAAGUCAGCGCUCCACGGCUGGCUCCCAUCUGCAGCGACAACAACAGAGACCACCGCAGCUGGCGGCGCAGCACUAGGGUCGCGCGCCGGCCAGGACAUAUGCCAUGCACGGUCGUGCAGAUCCUAACCCGGAUGUUAUCCAUGGGGCAAAAUUGGAAAGUCAACCAAAAUUACACUUUACUUAUUUUUUUCCAAAGUCAAAACCGGAAGGGUUUCGUGGAGGAGGGAUUAUAUUAAUAGGCUGGGUAGUUACGGGAGACUUACGCCUCUCCUUUUCUUCGUCCGUUACCUUCGUUGUUCCCCUGCCCUGCGUCGCUUUCUCUGUCGCCGGUCAGCCAGGUCUUUUGUCGCCGGUUCGUGAUUUCGCCGGACACCAUAGCAGUGUCGCUGUCUUCCCUGUCAAUGAUAGCAGCGACAGCCAUGCGUGUGGACUCUGACAGAAAUAGCAGCGCUUUUAGCUGGGCGUGUAGUCUGGUUGUCUAUGACUGCACGCAGGUAGGGAUUUGGACCAGGAGGGCCAGCCCGGAAGACGUUGAUAUGUGACGUCAUUGCUUCUAUUUUUGAUAUUUAACUAAUGUGUUUAUUAAUUGUUUGGUUAAAACAUUUAUUGUAGAACAUUAUUUUGAGACUUCUGUGCUUGAUGGACUUUACUCAGAACUUCUCGUAAUUAACUGGGUCUCUAGAU